Molecule: messenger RNA, 928 nt
Organism: Thlaspi arvense
Lineage: Eukaryota; Viridiplantae; Streptophyta; Magnoliopsida; Brassicales; Brassicaceae
Source: the annotation of a GenBank genome assembly
CAAAAAGAAGAAGAAGAAGCUGCUGUCGUAAUGGGUCGUGUGAUUAGGGCACAGCGUAAGGGUGCUGGUUCCGUCUUCAAGUCCCACACUCACCACCGAAAGGGUCCGGCUAAGUUCCGUAGCAUCGAUUACAGCGAGAGAAAUGGAUAUCUCAAGGGUGUUGUGACGGAGAUCAUUCACGAUCCAGGACGUGGAGCUCCGUUAGCUCGUGUCGACUUCCGUCACCCUUUCCGUUACAAGAAGCAGAAGGAGCUGUUCGUAGCCGCCGAAGGUAUGUACACGGGACAAUUCCUCUAUUGUGGCAAGAAGGCCAAUCUCGUCGUCGGGAACGUUCUUCCGCUUAGAUCGAUUCCGGAGGGAGCUGUUGUCUGCAACGUCGAGCUCCAUGUCGGUGACCGUGGAGCUCUCGCUAGGGCUUCCGGUGAUUACGCCAUCGUGGUUGCUCACAAUCCUGACAGCGACACCACUAGGAUCAAGCUUCCUUCAGGAUCGAAGAAGAUUGUGCCAAGUGGGUGCAGAGCCAUGAUUGGGCAAGUAGCAGGAGGAGGAAGAACAGAGAAGCCGCUUCUAAAGGCAGGUAACGCAUACCACAAGUACCGCGUGAAGAGAAACUGCUGGCCGAAGGUGCGUGGUGUUGCGAUGAACCCAGUCGAACAUCCUCACGGAGGAGGAAACCACCAGCACAUUGGUCACGCCAGUACGGUCAGACGCGAUAAAUCUGCUGGAGGUAAGGUUGGUCAAAUCGCUGCAAGGAGAACUGGUCGUCUCAGAGGUCAAGCUGCCGUUGCAGCUGCCAAGUCAGUUUAGACUUGACUUGUGUCACACUCUUCUCUGCUUUCUUUGAUUUUGUUUUGCUAAUUAUUUUUAUUACAUCCUUGAGAUAAGUUUUUGGUUUUUGUAAGCUUAUGAGCUUUAUACUGGAUCUGCC